Messenger RNA from Sclerotinia borealis F-4128, 2760 nucleotides. Lineage: Eukaryota; Fungi; Ascomycota; Leotiomycetes; Helotiales; Sclerotiniaceae. The record is from the annotation of a GenBank genome assembly.
AUGCGAGAGACACCUUCACCAUCACCAUUAGAUUCAAACAUUCCCUCUCCAACCUCAGAUUCAAAACCAUCAACAGCAUCUAGACGAAGUUACGAUACAUCCAUUAAACCUACCGUCAAAAGAUUACAAACAAAUCGAGCAUCUUCUGCAACAAAUAGUCCAAUAGGAUCACGAGAAUCUUCACCAGUCCGACCUCAACUUAGAAACACAUCUGCCGCCCGCUCAGGUACCCCUUCGAGAUCAAGGACGAAUAGUCAAGACAUCAGUCCUUCACGAUCAGCAAGUAGCCACCAUCCACCAUCCGCAGCUGCUAUACAACGAGUAUUAUCAGCUCAAAAGACUCCUACCUUGAAUCACCUUGCAUCCGAACCUUCGAUUAGAGCACCAAUACCUCAGAAGCCGCUAGUGACGAGUGAAGUCAGAGAUGGUCCACGUUGGCCUGUAUCCCCGAGAAUAAGGUCACCCCCUCCAAGACAAAGUAGCUUGUUAUCGCCACGAAAGACGGAUCAAGACCUUCCCGCGAUCAAUGUGCAAAGAACCUCUCCCGCCGCAGAGCCAAGAGCGGAAGGAAAAUUGGCUGCAGAUAGCGAAACAGAAGAAAAUUUGUUAACACCAGGGAUGAGAACGCCUGCGAGAGGUGUCAGUGGUGGUAGCUCUACGUUAGAAACCGUUCAGGAGAUCAGCCAACCCAAUACCCCAUCUUUCGAACUCGAUGGCGCAAUCGAUAGAACUUCUCAUGGAAUUCCAACCGUACCGACGGAGCAAGACCUAAUGGACGGCGCAUCGGUUGAGACGCUCAAAUCCCGGCCGACGUUGGUUACAAAUGAGAGUGGGAGCGAGAGUGGUGGUAAGGGGGAUAGCAAGAUGAAGACCACUCCUCCCACGACAAGUCGACCGGGACCACUCAAAACACUUAGUGGACCAGCAGCAGGGCGAGGCAAACCAUCGGGAGAGGGUUCUGCGAAAAACAUGACAGUUGAGACAGAGACCGUUAGCUCCAUUCCGCAGAUUACUCUUGCUACAGGGGCCGGGGGGUUAGGAGCCAGUGGAAGUUUACGAGCCAAGCAAAGUACGGAAACUAUACGACCUAGGAAGGAAAAGAAGAAAACUCGCAAGGCCCCAUCGGUGACUUCUGGAACGGGUGAGCAAACAAUUUCAAGAUCCAGAUUACAUCAUCAUCUUUCUACACGAUCAAUUUCAAGUGCAUAUUCCGCUCGGUCUCCAGACAUAGCGUGCGGACAAGGACCCUCGCCACGUAAAGGGAGUAUAGACUCAACGAGUCCCGAGCGGACGGUAUCAGAGAUGUCCUCUCGUAGACCCAGUUUGAAUUUAUAUAGUGCCGCUGUUUUGCUAACUAGACAACGUCCAGCUUCAUCCAAAGCAGAUAUCUUCGAAGCCAAAGUCGCGAGCGCGGUCGACGAAGCUAAUUCGUCCGACUCCGAAGAGACCUUCGUUUAUGAAUCAAAUCCACCAGAACAAGAGAGACCGCGUCGAUUUCACUCCCGAACGCCAAGUGCUACAUCCAUGGCCAGUCAAGUAGACGCAAGAAAUGGUUUGCGCUCCAUGAUGGAUAGCGGCGGUCAUAGUGUGGCAAUGAAGAAGAGUAUGAAAUUCGCAAACUCUUAUACCAGCGCAGGUCCAGAAAUGACAACAGAAGACGACGGAAAGGGCACAGCACGAAGUAAUCUAGCUAGAGGGACUGCACAUCAUCAUUUCAGUCGUUGGGGCAGAACUGGGGGCAACGGUCAUGCAUCUCUCUUCGAUAAUGAAUCGCCUUUUCCUAGUGCCGCAAAGUCAAAGUUUUCGGCAAACCCUAGCCGGCAAGGUUCGAGACCUACCAGCCCUCGAGUAGUGAACACAGCGAGAAUGUCUUUGGCAGGGAAUGGAAACGGCAAGAAGACAUCACCAAUCAGUUCGGGAUAUGAUCUUGAUGAUGCAGCGGACGAUGAAAGAACACCACUCAUUCCGUCCACAAUCCGUUCGGCUCGAUCAAGUCGCCUACGCCGUGGAGGUGCUCCAUCAUCAAGACACACAGAACACCAACGUCAGAACCGCUCAUUCUUCGCUCGAUUUGCCGGUUGCAUGUUCCUUUCUUUAUUAGUCCUCCUAGUUGUCUCAGGUGCUGUUGGAUUCAUGUUUGCGACAACUCAACCCCUAGCGAACGUGAAGGUGUUGGCCUUGAAAAACAUACUGGCCAGUGAGCAAGAUGUGAUUAUAGAUUUACAGGUUAUUGCCCAGAAUCCAAAUUUGGUAGCUGUUACUAUCGACUCCAUGGAUAUGGUUAUCUUUGCGAAAUCUAAAUAUGCUGGUACAGAUUCUGAAUGGUGGGCACAGCCUUCAGGGAGAUUCUCAUGGAGACGUGGAUCCAAACAAAGACGGGAUGACCCAAUUGAUGAUCCACCGAUGGAUGAUGAUCCAAACACCAAUCCGAACCUGGAAAUUGGACACAUUUACGAUUUCGAGAGUCCAUUGAUCUUUGAAGGGUCGCCAUUUCAACGCUUAUCAUCCGUAUCACUCGGUGAAAUGCGAAUACUAAAACCUGGCAACCAAACGGAGCCACGUGGAUCCGAGCGUUGGGGUCGAGUUCUUCAACAUGAGUUCGACCUCAUCGUCCGAGGAACCCUGAAAUAUACACUUCCGCUUAGCUCCAAAGCCAGGAGUGUAGGGGUGGAGGGUAGGGCAACAGUGAAACCAAAUGCCGCUGAUCAAGAUCCCGACAAUGUCCACAUAAUCGACCCGACUCAUCACUUAUUCGAUUAG